AUGUUAUUAACAAUUGAUAAUGAUAAUGAUAAUCAAUCAUCAAAUAAAUUUAUUUGGCGUACAAUCAAUGGUAUAGGAUGUGUAUUUUUUCUUUUUGCUGCUUUUGUUAAUUUAAAUGAUCAUGAUUGGUAUUUAUGGGUAACAAUUUAUAUAUGUACAUCUAUGUUUCUUGCUAUUGAAGUAUUUAAUUAUCGAUCAUUACCGAAUGUUAUUAUUUGUGUGAAUGCACUUGUAUUUUGUUUAUUUAUUGCAUAUGGUUGUCAUCUUCUUUUUAAAUAUCAAUAUGAAAAUAAUGUUGAUGUUGUAAAAAAUCAUUUUUUACAACACGAAGAAGGAAGAGAAUUAAGUGGAUUAGCUCUAGCGAGUAGUUGGCUUUUUUUAAUAUUAUUAAAUCGUUUACUACGUUUUAAUUAUCGUUUAUCAUUUGUUAUUGUUUCAUGUGGAUUAUUUCUUGUAUUAGUACCUGUUGGAAUGUGGUCGGUUUGUUUCGUAUCAAAUGAUUGGCGACAACGUUUUCCUCAAUGUCAUACAAUGAUUGUAUCUGAACAACAUUCUCAUUUUCAUCCAACUUUUUAA
Messenger RNA from Adineta steineri, 576 nucleotides. NCBI's taxonomy places the organism in Eukaryota, Metazoa, Rotifera, Eurotatoria, Adinetida, Adinetidae. The record is from the annotation of a GenBank genome assembly.